Oncorhynchus masou masou (cherry salmon) is the source of this 2717-nucleotide messenger RNA. RefSeq lists its product as uncharacterized. The record is from RefSeq and is a predicted model, not a curated record. NCBI's taxonomy places the organism in Eukaryota, Metazoa, Chordata, Actinopteri, Salmoniformes, Salmonidae. The transcript is spliced from 6 exons. The coding region runs from base 1629 to 2717 and encodes 362 amino acids.
CAGUUAUCAAUAGCCACUGAAGUGGAUCAGGUCCACAUUCGACAAAGCAGAGCCUCUGAAGUCUCUCUCCAUAAAGCCAGGGCAUUCCUAUCAUCCUAUUACAUCACCUCUGCAUAGGCCGCGCACGUGGCACACAGACAGCAGGUUCAUGUUUAUAUGUAUAACUAACUGCUCAGUAGAUCUGCUCACACAUGUCACUACCAUGUCUACUGACCUGAUUCAUCUUAGUCCCAAACAUAUCCAGCAGCGUGGAGUGUGAUUCAUCCAGUCUUAGUAAUAAUGUAUUUAAGUAAUUCUGCAGGGAUGACAGACUCUCCUCUGUCAUCCAUUCCUCUCUCUACUCCCCCUGCUCACUUACACAGAGAUCUCUGGUAAUUAGGUGAUGAAGGCUUUUAUGGCCCAGCAGCAGCUUAGCACUGAUUCAGCUGCAGGUAGCACACAGCUCCUCCUCAGCCAGUCCGUGACAGCUACCAGGCAAAACAGCCUUUCAGUGGGAUAGAAAUAGAAUGAAACCAAAAUGAAAGAUGGAAUAACUAAAUUCAUUUCAGGGCACUUGAAUUACUUUAUUCCUGGAGACGAAGUGGAGUGUGUUUGUUGGAAGUAAUCUGUUCUCCUCUGAGGCUGUGAGACAGAGCUCAGUCCCCAGUCAGUGCUGUGAUGACUGGUGUGCUGUCAGUGAGACAUGACCUCUAAUGAAGCGUUUGCUGAACUGACAGAUUCAGACACUCUGUUGUGGAUGCUGCCUCAUUAAACCAAAUGAGCGAGAAAAGAGGAGGUGAACGAAUGUAGGGAGGGGUUUAAAUCCUCAUUACUGAUGAUUUUCACAUCCACACACUGAGACAGAACAAAGUAAAGUACAGCAUCUCCAUGUUAUGCUGGUAGUCCAAACUCUCUUCAUCAUUUGAAAAGUAAUUCUCAAAACUUUUACCUUUAUUUCUAUGUCCUGCUGUGAAUGACUUCCUUGUUGGAAACUGAAAGUAUAGUGUAUGUUGUCGGGGCAGAUUCUGUAAAUGAUCUAUUAUUAUGCCUGAACAGUUUGGAGUGUUGAGGGGAAGAGGUAUGGGGCUAGAAAAAAAGCAGGGUCUUUCAAGCAUUAACUUGGAGUUACAAAGUAACCUGUAGGGAGAGUUGUCAUAGAAACAGCUCAUUAUAAUGAAAAAUGAAAAGUAUAAAGACAGGGAUGGGGGCACAGACCUUCCAUUUUAACCACAACUAAAACUGUUAACUCACUUGUACAGCUGCAAACAUACAGAAUGGAGACCUGAGAUGUAUGCCACCACAACUGACUAGGGGAGUUAUUAUGUAACUACGGGUGUCAUACCAAAGGGCUAUGCUAAUUUAUCAAGAAAGAAAAGUAAACUACAGUACAUCAAGAACCGUAGCAGCUGGUGACGGAGCAUUAAACACCACAUACAGCCAAACGAAUGAGAACAUGAGCGGAGGACUCAAAACAAGUGAGGUGAGACAAGUUCUUCUGAUUUCAACACUGAAAGUAACUUAGACCGUCCGGAUUUCAUAAUAUUAACAAACCCAAAUUAGAGUGUGAUUGCUUGACUCAUCAACAGACUUUCGCUAAAAAAGCAUAGCAUAGCAGCCUAACGGCCAUAGCAGAGGGCUAGUGGUGGACUAUGGGCUCUACAGGAUCCAGGUCCAGGCUGAGUCAGGUGGCCCCGUGUCACAGUCAGCCAGAGGGAGACCUGGACCAGCAGGCCAGUCAUCCCACCUCACAAUGGACCAUCUCUGCUGUGCCAACCCCACUGGAACCACAACAUGGGCCCCUAGGACAUAGUAGGACUAUCCAGCUGCCCCCACUGAAACUGGAAAACUCUGCAAGCUUCCCCCCACUAUCUACAGAAUCAUCAUAUGUAGCAAGCAGCCUCCCACAGAGUCAUAGCAACAUUUGGGGACCAAGCAUCAUUCAUUCUCAUCCACCACGAAGACUACAGGCGUUGCAACCACUGGCCCCUCUUAGUGCAGGCCUCAAGGUUACUGCCAAUCACAUGGCCAUGGGCAGAGACUGGAGAGACGGGGGUGUCCUCCACUUUUCUACCCCCAGCCAGGGUGCACACGAUGGCACCGGCCGCCAUCCGCAGGUGCAGAUAGAGAAUGGUGGACUCCUGGAGGCACAGAUGGUCCUCAGUCAACAGGCCCAGCGAAGAAGGAGAGCCCACCAGAGACGAGUCCGAGAGCAGCGGGUCCACGAGAGGACAAUCUACAUAGAUAAUGUUGAAGCACCAAGCAACAAAGGGAUACAGAGACUGCAUCUGCUAAACAGGCCAACCCAAAGGGACAUAUUUUGGGAUGAGAUGACAGGAGAGAGUCUCGACCUCAAGGAGAUCCUCCAACCAAGCCCCCUUCCCCUGGAGCAGGGAGAGAGACAGCAGUCCCAGCCUGGACCACCACAGUGCCUGUGUAGGGAUGAAGAGCUGAUCAACAGAGACUUGGCAUGGGGAGGCCUCAGGAGUCCUCAUCGGAAAACCAAUACUCUCACAGACAGAGUGGAAGGGGAGACAGAUGGUGGACUGACCAUGAGGAAAACCUUACCUUCGAUGCUGGACUGGAAGACAGAGAAACAAAGAGAUACAAUUCCCAAACACUUGAGCUCUUUCGGGGAUAGUGAGAGGGCUAGUAGGAGGCCUCUGAGAGGCUGGCAGAGAGAGGGCAUUAGAGGUAUAUGUCAUGGGGAGAGAGGGAUUUGGGAACCUGACUUGGAGUAG